This is a messenger RNA of Ylistrum balloti, 7534 nucleotides long. RefSeq names its product sperm-associated antigen 17-like. The transcript has 40 exons. The coding region runs from base 1 to 7059 and encodes 2352 amino acids. Gene Ontology annotation, cellular component: axonemal central apparatus. The record is from RefSeq and is a predicted model, not a curated record. Gene Ontology annotation, biological process: epithelial cilium movement involved in extracellular fluid movement; axonemal central apparatus assembly. NCBI's taxonomy places the organism in Eukaryota, Metazoa, Mollusca, Bivalvia, Pectinida, Pectinidae.
AUGUCUAAAGCUGGGAAAAGGGUCAAAAGUGGCUCUGGACAAGGAGGAGCAAAAUGGGAACAAGCUCUUUUAUCUGCACAGUUUGAUGAGGAAAGUUGGAAAGCAAAUGUCACUUUUGUUGUUGGGAAUAAAGUUGAUGACUACACAUGGAUAGAUAUCUUGGGAUCAACUGUUGCCAGUGGACCUCGCAAAUUAUUCAGUGUUAUAUCAAGACAGAAGCUUGAGGAAGAGGUGAGAGAGCUUGGUAAUCCUAAAGGCAAGAAACCCAAAGAUGUCCCACAGCACUAUGAAGUUACAGAGCCUUGUAAAAUUCAUCUGGAUAACAAUGAAGACAUCCCAUUUCCUCUGUUAGCACGACUUAUCAAAUACAAACUACUGGCAAUCAAAGCUGCAGACAUUAAAAGGCGUGAAACUGAAAAGAAGGCAUCAGUUGAUAAGGAUAAGGCAAGAAAAGGAUCUGGUGGAAAGGGAGGUAAAGAAAGAGGAAAAUCACCACCAAAGGGAAAAGGAGGCAAAAAAACUCCAGAGCCUCCAGCAGCCAAGGAGGGUAGUAAACUGAGAAAGAGAGGAGAGGAAGAUGAUGAAGGAAAAUACAUUGAUGAUGAACCAGAUGAUGGGGCCCAGCACUAUAUCAUUGUGUAUGGAUACAACAGCCCACAUCUCAUCACACAGCUAGCUGAGCUGAGUAUCACUGUUGACUCAAUCCUUAGAAUUUCAUCUCAGGACUACAGCAGAUUUGAGGUCAAGGAUGAAAUUCCUGCAGUAGAGAAGGAUGAAAAGACUCAAGGAAAAGACAAAGCUGCCCAGAAAGCCGUCCUGGAGGAGGUAGAGCGGGCCACCAAACUCAAGAUCAAGAAAGACCUCAAGGAGUUUUGGAAGGAUGUCCUACUGGUGUUACAGAAACAACCAGAUGGUUCCCGACUACACGACAUAGCUCGACAGGAGUAUGAGGUUAAGAACCUUCUGAUACCAGAAGAUCUUGAAGAUGCUGAGCAGAAGAAUGUGUUUGGCUUGGCUAUGUUUGAGGAUGUAGCUUGUAUGAUCUAUGAUCUGAUUGAUUACCGCCGUCAGUACAAAAACUACCUAGAAAAUCUCAAGCUUCUUCAUGUACCAAUGUUCGGUCAAGCAGCACCUCCUGCACAAGAGGAACGCCCAGCUGUGUCAGGUGCCCCUACCCCAUCUGCCCAACAACCUCCUGCCCCCAGUGUGCCCUCUAUCCACCCAGACAUGCUGGAGGUUGCCCCACAGGUUGAUAUGAGGUUCUACAAUGACCUGAUGAGUUGUGUGCCCCAGGAGAGUGUCAGUGUGUCACUUGUCAUGCACGCCAUGCUGGAUCAGGUGGUAGCCACUGAGGAGAAUAUUGAUCCCCCAAGUGAACAGCUUCCUCCCAAGAGACAGGAUGGCCUCAACUCUGAGCUGGCCGCUCACAUCAGUGGCUUGGCUUUCAAACUUGCUCUUUCAGAGGAUGAACAGAAGAUUCUGUCUGAUGUAUUUGAUGCUGAAGAGCAACCCCCAGAAACACCAGGUCAGCCAUUAUUAAUGAACUUUCAUGAUAAAAUCUCAGCCAGAACCAAUCAUCUUAAAAAGAUCUUCAACUUUAACCCUGAGGAAGUAGAGAAAGACAUGCUCAAGCGCCUGCCAUUUGCUUCUCUGACACACAUUCCUCGUCCUGGAUCUCGCAUUGCGAGGGAGCGUGCCGCCAGACUCCAAGAGCUGAUACAUUUCUGUGCGACAGGAGGACUAUCACAAUCAGAGAUUGACCGAGCAUUCAAACAGUUUGUAUUUGAGAGUAUGGACCUUGCCAGUACAGAUCCAAAUGGGUUUAUCAUCACACGUGAUAGCGAAGGGGUUGAACACUCAGCCAUCCCUUGGGAUGAUCCCUACCCCUUUUUUAAGGGAAUGAUACCGACCCAGAUAAAGGGGGUCAAGGAUGAGAUAGAUGUGCGGUCCUCGAGAUCAGUCACUAUCAAUUUGAUCCCAUGGAGUUUAAGCGGGUUAUCAGACCUGAUAGAUUACUCUUUGCCUGGUACUCCUUCACCUCCCCCUCAACCCUCCGGUGCUCCUGAUAACAACACACAACUCCAGAAGUCUGUCCAUGAACCUGAACCGCAGGCUCAGCCUGUAGACAAAUGCCCUGCAGAGAACAAGUCACAGAAGUCUAGAUCUAGGACGAGAAAGAAAACAGCAAUGUCUCCAACAACAACCAAGAGUAUGAAGACAGAGGAAAAAUCUGUGUCUGUUGGGGACCAGAAGGAUGGUUCACGACCUUCUAGUACAGACAGCAAGAAAGGCAUACUGCGACCUCCUUCAAGGUCAAGGUCAAGUUCUGGUGGCCACAGAUCAAGGAGUAACUCAGUUCACUUUGAGAAGGAUGAGGAAGGUAAGCCUAUACGUCACUAUGAGGAGGAGGAUGAGCUGGAUAUUGUUGAGACAGAGCCAGACAAGACCACUGACGAGAGUCUCAUGGAAAUUGUGGAUGCUCAGAAACGCAACCUAGACCAAUGGUGUUUUGCGGAACAUUAUGAACCAAACGUCCUUUUACAGAUCAUCAAGGAAGCUUCCUUCUUGCUUCCAUUUAUGGAUAUGUACUACCACAAAAGAGACAACUCACUGAUGUUAGUCCUCCACAACCCGUCCAGUCUGGAGCUUCAAAAUCAUGUUGACUGGCAUACAGAACUUCACUGUAACCUUGGAUUCAGGAAUUACAUGGAGUGUGUAGCUGAGUCAAUAGCUGACUGGAACAAGGAGGAAGAGGCUAAAUACCAGGCUAUCCUCCUGUCUAAAGAGCUUGUUAAGAUGAGGGAUGAUGAGGAGGCAAGCAUUAAGUCUGCAGAAAAAGCCAAGGGCCGCAAGUCACCUCGUAAAUCACCAAGUCGCUCCAAAAGUCCUGGUAAGAACUCGCGUUCUAGUAGCCAGGAGCGCCCCUCAUCAGCUGCCAGUAACAUGUUUGUCAGAGCUAACUCACUAAAGGCCUGGAAGGAAGAACAAGAUAGAAUAAAGGCUGAAGAGGAGGAAAAGGAGAGAGAGAAAAGUGCAAAACGAGUGAAAUCAGGCAAAAAGGCUGAAAAAGAGAAGGAAGACAAAAAGGGACCAGGAUCAAGGGCCAGUGCCAAGUCUAAGACAUCUGCUAAAGAGCCCGUAGACGAUCAGCCCAAGGAGGAUGGAGAUGCACCCCCUGUGGAAGAAAAAUACUGGCCGUUCACUGGAUAUGAUGUGGGUAACAAACUGAUCCAUGUGGCUGGGAUGACAACCACCCUUUUCCCAUCGGAUGGUGGCCAGAUCAGGACUGAGAAGUUGGAAUUUGCACAAGGCACCAACUCUAUAAAGACAUCUGUGUUGAAAGAUGGACAUGUGUUCUGUGUGCAUGUCAUCGACCCAAAGGAGGGAGGAGAGGACAGUGAAGAGGAAGAUGAAAACAAAGAGGAGGUUGAGAAGUCCGAACAUGAGAAAUCAGAGAAGGACCAGGGUGAUAAGAUGACCAAAGAUGGAGAUGCUGGGAGUACAGCAAGAAGUAAUUCUACCAAAUCUGAGGAAAAGAAAACAAAAUCAGUCAGUGCUUUUGGUAGCAUAACUGCUAAUCUGCAGGAUGGAAUGACUCUGUCACUCAGUCAGUUUGGUUCUAAUGGAGUUUCCCAGGAUGGUAAGAAAUAUGAGCCAAAGGUCUAUAUUCCACCACCCACCACUCCAAGUCCUGUACCACCACCAUCACCCACAAAGAGUAAAAAGGGGGACAAGGGUAAAGGAGCCCCAACACCAGAGGCCCCACCUCCAAUCACACCUCUAGAAACGGAGAAAGAAGAGGACCAGGAGGAAAAGAAGGAUGAGGAAAAGCCAGUGCUUCAGCCCUUCCAGCAGUUGUAUGUUAGUGCACCUGAUGGCCUCAGUGUAAAGUACAUGCUGGAGAGUUCUGUUGGUAUGAAGCCGUUGUCCGAUGAUGACCGCCGUCUGCUCAUAAAGCAGAGUUAUCCCUUUAAGACACGGGGUGAACAGCCAUGUGAAGCCAUGCGAAGAAAGUAUGCCUUGUCAGAACAAUCACGAAUCAUCACAUCAGAAGGAACAGUGGUCAAAAACAUGAUGGAUGGGUCUAUUGAGGUGCUGUAUGCAGAUGGUACAGUAAGUGUUCACACUGGUCCUUGGAUAAGCAAGCGAAGUAGCAGUAGUUCCCCCCAGAGAGUGGGAAGUGCCCGUAGUCAGACUGGGGAAAGAGCAGAAACACCCACCAAGAAAGCAGCAGCCAGUGCUAAGGGAAAAGCCAGCAAGUCACAGGACAAGAUUGCAGAACAGGCUCCAGAGGAGGAGGUGCCAGAGAAAAAGAGCAUGUGGAUCACUACUUAUCCUAAUGGAGAGAAAAUCGCCUGUAAAAGUGAUGGCAAUGUAGAGGAACUCAAAUCUGUCAUGGUCAGUUUGGCCUCUGACCCCCAGACAAGCCAGUCCAUGGCAACACGGGAUGACCAUGUGAUCACUAUAAGUUACCCUGACGGUACUACAAUCAUAGAACAUGCAGAUGGUACAAGAAUCACCACAUACUACAAGGAGAACCAGAUAUCUAAUGGGGAUGAGGAGUUUGAGGAUAAUGAUAUAAAAGAAUUUGAAACUCAAACAGUGAAGUUUGUGAAGGUAGAGUGUCCUGCAUAUGCUACAGUAGAAUUCAACUGUUUAACAAGUGAGAACUUGACCAUAUUUGGAAAUGGCACAACCAUCAAUGUAUUCCCAGAUGGAUACUACAUGUUACACCAGCACGAUGGUGGGCGUGUAGAGGUGGAUAUGGAGGGCACCCUCACCUACUACCCUCGUCCAAUCAGAAAUAUGGAACAGCUGCUCCCUGAGAGAGAACUACAAUACAUCCUGUGUCACAAUGCAGAUGUAGUUGUGGAAACUGUUGACUCAGAUGGAAAUGUAUUUAAUGUAAAGAGUAAUGGGGAUUUUACAGUGAUCCCUGUUAAUGGAGAUGCACUUUCUGAAUCUAGUAUGGAUGAAGGUAAAGGCGAUAAAAAAUUGACUUCUUAUAGAGAACAUGCUCCCCGAUUUUUCAUUCUUCAUUCUGAUGGAAGUGGUACAGAACUGUUACGGUACCAAGAUGUUGCAGAAUAUAUCAACACUGCUGAGCACAGUCCUGCCACAGCAGUCCUUAAGGAUGACCUUCCCGAUUAUCCUGGUGUCCAAGGGAUCACCGUUCUCAAGCCAUAUCUUGGAGGCCCAUCAGAGAAAUUCUUUAAGAAAUAUGACCAGGAGUCCAUAAUUCCUCCAGGCAUACGCUGUAGAGAUCUUACAACCCUUCCUCCUAAGGAAUUCAAAACUCCUGGACCAGGCUAUGGAAAAAACCUGGGUCAAGGCUUGUCUGUGGGAGCAGCAGUAAGACAGCCAAUCAGGAUUCCCAUAUUAAAAUGUCCGAACAUCCUUGAACUGAGACAACUUAUACAGUACAAACCUGUGUCAGGAGGUCUCAGAGAGAGCCUGCAGGCAGGAGUAAAAGAGUAUGCUGAGUUUGUGACGGAGAGAAACAAGGUCACUAACAUGAUGCAGGUAGUUGAUCCAAGGACAGACGAGGAAAGGAUACAUGCAGCAGACCUUACAGAGAUUGGUCUCCAGACAGCUCAGCGGGAACUUCCACAGUAUGAGCCUGCCGAUAUCAAAGGCAUCUAUGAGAAGGUGACAGCACCCCCGGUACAAAGUCCUCCCCCAACUCCUCAGCCCAAACGCACCAUGGCUGACUGGGAGCGGGACCAGCGUGAGAUGAACCAGGAACUAGAUGGAAGAGAUGCACUCAGAAAGAAGAGAAUUCCUACCUACUUUGACAGUGAAUUUGGAAAGGCCUUCCUCCUUACACAGGCUAAGGAUGUUGAUGAGAUUUUACAGCAGUUGACAGAGGACCCAAGAAAGGAUGGCACAGAAGCUGUCCGGGGCAACUCGUCUAGCCAAAGUAACAACCCUCAGCAAAUCUCCCCUGAUACCAGUGCAUACCCAGCACGAUCCGUAGCAGCAGUGACCUCAGUUCAAAGUGACCGGUCAAGCACUUCACCUGUGGACACUCUCCACCCAAAACAAGUCUCUGACACACCAAUUUCAUAUGCAGUGUAUGCAGAGACUGUUCCAUCCCGUGGAGGUAUCCGCCCAGGAAACCCCACCCCAGCUCAUGCUACUGGACAAGGCUCCCCAGCCCCUCUUCGUCCAGAUAACCCCACCCCUGGGCAUGCUGUCAAAACCAGCACUGGCAGACCAUAUAACCCUACUCCUAAACAUGCUGGAGGUCAGAUUGACUCACCAUCUGACCUACCGUCACAGCUAGACUACCCAGCCAUCAUCAUGGAACAGCCAUUGGAGGAGGAAGAUUAUUCAACUGGUGAGGUUCCUGAGGGAGAGAGUGAGUUAGUCCUGACCCGAAGCCUGAAGAUGGAUGUGACAGGUCGCCCAAGAAAGGAGGCUGUAGUGCUUCCUCGGGGAAUCAAGGGAGGACGUCCUGGGGCUAUCCCCAACACCAAGUAUAAGAACAUUGAGGUGAGCGUACGUCGAAAAGUGAAUACAUCUGUGACAGCUGGAGCAUCUGUCCCUUCUCAAGUCCAGUUGGAGAAAAUGAGGGGCCUUAUCCUGCUACCAGAGGAGAUUGACUUUGGAGUCCUGAGAGAAGGGAAUACAUAUGUCUGUACUGUCUGUCUAAAGAAUACAGGUGUGGACUCCUGUCGCUUCAAAAUUAGACAGCCCCCUCCUGCUACUGGACUUAGGAUCAACUACAAACUAGGACCAAUUGCUGCAGGAAUGAAGACGGAUCUUGAUUGCGAACUGUACGCUAUUGCCGUUGGAGUGGAAGGAGAAUCUGGUGUUGGGUCAAUCAGACAUGACCUAGAAAUUGUCACAGAAACUGACAUACUCUUCCUCCCCAUCACAGCAACUGUUCUGACUGCGGAUGCCUACGACAAUAGGAGUCCCAACAGCCCUCAGGGGGGGAAAUCCCCAGGGACACGUUUGGUUUCCACCCGUCCCCCACAGAGUACAGGCAUUAUCAGGCCCAGGAAAAACCCCUUCCCAGGUCCACCUCAGCCAGAUUCCACAUAUGUGAGAUGAAGAUGAUGAAGUGCAUAGUGAACUUUUUCAGUUUGUGCUCAACAAAAUGUCCUUUGUGACAUACAUGUAAUUAUUGAGUAAAAUCUGUGAUAUAUUUCAAUUGUAGGCCACAAACAUUUUUAAAAUUCCAUUUAAGUAACUGAUAUUUUUCAAAUUACAAAUGUAAUAGGUUCCUUUUUAGCUUCUCGUUUCCUGUGGAUGCUAAUACUGAUAUACAAAUGUGUAUUGUCACUAAUGAAGUAAGACUUAAUUCUGUCCAUCAUAUUCAUGGAAAGAUUCCUGCCAAAGAUGAUCUGAUACAUGUAAUUCUAUUGACAUCAAAAAUUAUUUGAGCAAUAAGAUGUGUACAUAUUGACUGUCACCUUGUGAUUUUUUUCAUUUGGUAUGAAAUCAUACAGAAUGCAGUGUUAAAAUUACAAUAACCUGUAAUACCACCAUUUGUAUAUUUUGUAUAAACUGUAUUUAUGUAACUUUU